AGAUUGGAUCCACUCGUCAUUUACCGCAUCCGAGUCGGCAUUUUUCCGUUCUGGCCAGAUUCGAUCAACAUCAUCGUCAAAUUUAGCUGUCGAGUGAGUUGAGCCGUCAACGCCAUUGAUUUUUUGGAGCUUUUUCAAUUUUCAAUCUUGGUCUGAGUUCAAAAGGCAAAGCCAAAAGGAGUCGAUAUGCAGACAUUGGGGGAAUUCAAGCUGCCCCAUUUCUUCAAUUACCCACCAUAUUUCACGUAUCACCUCUUACUCAAAUUUUUUCUCCAAUCUCCACUAUCUUAAUUUUUAGUGUGGUUUCUGAUUAUGUGAAAUUUUGUGAUUGAAUUCCGUGCUGGAUCUUUCUUUCAUUCAAUUAAUCACUCGUCGUCUUUUUACUUGCAUUUGUUUCAUUUUUUUCCUACUUCAAUUUAUUGUCAAUUCUCUAUUUUUCACGAUGAAGAUCAGCUUACUGCUAACGUCUCUUCAAAUGCAGAAGCUUGAUUGGAUAAUGCCAUGAAUUAUUUGUUUUGGUAAAAUAGGAUUCUUUUCCCGAGGUUUAUGUUUGGGGGAUGACAGAAAGAGUCUUGCUCCUAUUUAAGAGUUUUAUAUCUACUUCAAGAUUCCCCAAGCCAGCUUGAAAAUAUGUUGGAUCUAAAGCCAAGUUUGCCUAGUUUAUUACAAUUUUCAAUGCUGAGCUGCAGUAGAUUAGUUUGAUCAAGUGAUAGAGAUGAUAAUUAUCCGUGCAAUUUCACAAUCUGAGAUUAUUUUUGGUUCCCAAUUUGAGAAAAGGAUAGAGUUUAUAAUUCGAAAGCAGAUACCAAAUUUUUAUCAUGUUUCUAGGUGAGAUGUUUGAAGUGAACUUUCUUUGCAAAAAAUUUUUCCGACUGGAAAAUGGUCCUGACCUUUUCAGUUUUCACCAAGAACUUGAGCAUUGUUGUACUUCUUAUCUUAAGCUCUCAUAGAACUAGUAACUUGUCAGAUGAGGAACUUUUGUUUGUUGGUAUAUAAUGCUUUCAUACUGCUGUAGUUUGCAGCCAGUUAGAGACACGAGAGAGAAGCAGAUACAGCUCUGGAAGGAGCUCAUACUUGAUUACUCUCGGACUCAAAAACUUUAUGUUGUGGGACUCGAUGAAGAUUUCCCAUUGUUCACCAAUCCAGUGAUUGAAAGAUCUCUAAGUCAUGAAGCUAGGGAGGCAUUUAUGUCAGCCUUAGUUGCUGAAGGACGUGCAGAAUGGUUGGAUAAGAGUCACAGAAAAUGUCUAAUCCUUUGGCAUCGGAUACAAGAUUGGGCUGACUUGAUAAUACGUUUUGUUCAAGAUAAUGGGCUUGAGGAUAGCGUUAUGACAGUUGAGGAAAUACGUUCAGGGGUUGAGUCUCGAGGGACAGAGCUUCAUGGGGUGGACCGUACUAUACUGAUGCGAGCCUUGAAACACCUAGAACACAAAGGGAAGCUUGCAAUCUUCAAAGGGACUUCAUCUGAUGAUGAAGGAAUUAAAUUUUCAAUUUAGACACGUGUUUUUAUUUCCAUGAAUGAAUUAUUGUUGUUUGAGCAUGUUAUAUCUUUGAAAACCUCAAACUUUCAUUUACGUGAAUUCUGGUGACUUUAUGUACAUAUAUUAUCACACAGCCAUUGUUGUAUCGUUUUCAUGUAACUAUUUUAGGCACAAUGCAAUGGUAUGCCCUUUAGGCCUGGGGUAUUUUCAAGACUAAACACUGAUGAAAUUCUUUAGGAUAGUGUGAUUCUCGGAAAAGUUGAGAUUUCAGUUUGAUGGUUG
Striga asiatica is the source of this 1763-nucleotide messenger RNA. NCBI's taxonomy places the organism in Eukaryota, Viridiplantae, Streptophyta, Magnoliopsida, Lamiales, Orobanchaceae. The record is from the annotation of a GenBank genome assembly.